Messenger RNA from Nanorana parkeri, 940 nucleotides. RefSeq names its product transmembrane protein 229A (gene TMEM229A). The record is from RefSeq and is a predicted model, not a curated record. The transcript has a single exon. Lineage: Eukaryota; Metazoa; Chordata; Amphibia; Anura; Dicroglossidae. The coding region runs from base 1 to 930 and encodes 309 amino acids.
AUGGGCAGGAAUCAGGGUGCCUGGAGACGGCAGGUGGCCAGAGCCCGUAUGAAGGCUCCUCCAUCGGUGACAGCGGUAUGGCAGCCCCUUCCAGUGUGGAUGAGACUGUAUUUCUAUGGCAUGCACGGCCUGACCCUGGACGUACUGAGCUCCUGCCUCCGGCGUCUCCCCAGCCAAGACUACAGCCUGCUGGGCUUCUCGUCGCCCUACCGCUGCCUGCUGCACGCCGUCGCCCACCUGGCCCUGGAAAAGAUCUACGUGCAGAAGAAGAGCUUCCCGGAAAACGGCUUGGCGUUCCACUUUGUCUUCUACCCCUCCGUGUUCGUGGGCCUGCAGAUCCUGCUCCGGAAAACGCUGCUGCAGUGCUACCCCCAGGAGCUGCCGCUGAGCCCGGCGGAGCUGGGGCUGCAGUACGGGCUGGCCGUCUAUUACUCGUACGGCUUUCUCCGGAGCUUCCUGCGGCUGCAGUAUGAGCAGAGACCGGAGGGUGCGGAAAGCGGCCGGCGGCUGCCGCUGGCGCUGCGCUUCGUCUUCUACGGUAUGCACGGCUUCAUGGACGAAGUCUUCUUCACAGCCGCCUUCAACCUGCUGGAAAAGCCGGGAGACCCCCUGAGCGGGCACACGUCCCUGUGGUCGUUCUUCAUGUAUGGCAGCUGCAGCCUGGUGGUAGAGAAGCUCUACUUCUACCUGGCAUGGAGCAGAGGAUGGGGGUUCCGGAGGAGGCUGCCCGUCUAUAUCGCCUUUGUCUACACCUGGGAGUUCUGCUGGGGCUUGGGACUGCGAACAUGGGACGCCUGUUCCUGGGAUUAUUCGCACUAUCCAUUGAAUUUCAUGGGGCUGGUGACCCUCAUGUACCUACCGGGCUGGGUAUUUCUCAGCUUCUACCAGGAUCUGCUGUCCAAGGUGCUGGUGCGGAUACGUUAUGUCUAGGGAUGGGGUG